ACCUCUGCCUCUACCCUCUACCACCCUCACCACACUGCUCCAGUCUAUGGCUGGCUUCCUUCCUACCUCCCAGCCCGUUCUGCGCUUCCUGUGAAGCAGCAAACAUGGCGACCACGCAACCUACGAAUGCGGUCCUGGACCGCAUCUUUGCUCAGCUGCGGUCGAAAAACGACGAAGCCCGCAUCAAGGCAGCCCACACGCUACGUCAAACUCUCGAAGCAGCUCAUCGGGAAUACCCUCCUGGCCAGUUUGUAGCAUACUACAAUGAAGUCAACCAGCGCAUCUCCGCCCUUGUCGUCCAAGGCGAGACCACGAACGACCGCAUCGGCGGAAUCCACGCCCUCAGCGCCCUCAUCGAUUUCAAAGGCGACGAUGCAGGCCAGAAGACCACACGCUUCGCGAGCUACCUCCGCUCCGUCCUUCGGGGCCUGGACACUACGGCCAUGGUGCCAGCUGCGCGAGCUCUUGGACGACUGGCAAAGCCCGGCGGGACGCUCACCGCGGAACUGGUUGAAGCAGAGGUCAAUGGUGCUCUGGAAUGGCUACAGAUGGAGCGACAAGAGAACCGUCGAUUUGCCGCAGUGCUGAUUCUCCGAGAACUGGCCAAGAACUCUCCGACCCUCAUGUACAAAUGGGUCCCCCAAAUAUUCGAUGUCAUCUGGGCAGCCCUGCGCGACCCCAAGGUGCUCAUCCGGGAGUCAGCCGCCGAGGCUAUCAGCGCGUGUUUCGAGAUCAUAUCGCCACGAGACUCAAGUAUGCGACAAGACUUCUUCGGACGAGUCUAUAAGGAAAUCCUGGUUGGCUUCUCAAUGAAUACCAACGACUCAAUCCACGGCUCGCUCCUGACGAUGAAGGAGUUGCUCGAAAAGGGAGCUAUGUUCAUGACUGGCCCGCGAUACAAAGACGCUUGCGAUAUGGUGUUAAGAUAUAAGGACCAUCGGGAACCUCUUAUUCGGAGGGAGGUUGUCACUAUAAUACCGAUCCUAGCCAGCUACGCACCCCAGGAAUUUGCCUCGCAAUACCUGCAUCAAUGUAUGCUUCAUCUACAAGGCCUGAUCAAAAAGGACAGAGAUCGGAGCAUUGCCUUCAUUGCUGUCGGACAGAUUGCUAGUGCCAUGGGUAGCUCGAUUGCGCCAUACCUAGAUGGUAUUCUCAUGUACAUCCGCGAAGGAUUGGUCGCGAAGUCUCGAAGCAAAAACAUCAACGAGGCCCCCAUCUUUGAGUGUCUUAGCAUGAUCUCGGCCGCUGUUGGUCAAGCAUUAAGCAAGAAUGUCGAACCUCUCCUUGACCCAAUCUUCUCAUGCGGCUUAAGCGACUCUCUUACACAAGCUCUUGUCGACAUGGCGCACUACGUUCCUCCUUGUCGGCCCAUCAUUCAAGAACGAUUGCUAGACCUAAUCAGCCAGGUUCUCUGCGGACGCGGUUUCUUACCUCUCGGAAAUCCAUUCCAUGCGUCAUCACCUCCACAGAUCUGGACUCGAGAUCACAAGGACCCGCAGAUUGUUGUACAGAAGGAGGCUGAGAUUGCCCUCGCCUUGCAUACUCUCGGAAGCUUUGAUUUUGCCGGCCAUGUUCUCAAUGAAUUCGUCCGAGACGUUGCAAUCCGCUAUGUUGAGGCCGACAACCCCGAAAUUCGCAAACGCGCAGCUUUGACUUGCUGUCAACUGUUCGUCAACGAUCCUAUCGUGCACCAAACAAGUCAUCAUGCCAUCAAGGUCGUGGGCGAUAUCAUCGAAAAGCUCUUGACCGUCGGUGUCGCUGACGUGGACCCUGAUAUUCGAUGGGAGGUAUUGAUGGCACUGGAUAGUCGCUUCGAUCGCCACCUUGGGAAGGCCGAAAACGUCCGCACUCUGUUCCUCGCUAUCCACGACGAAGUCUUCGCAAUUCGAGAAGCCGCGAUGACCAUCAUUGGACGACUCACAUCAGUGAAUCCUGCAUACGUUUUCCCGUCGCUACGAAAAGUACUUCUACAACUACUGACAGAAAUUCGAUACGCAAAUAGUGCUCGCAACAAGGAGGAGAGCGCUCGAUUGAUCAGCCAUCUCGUUGAAGCAUCGAACGACCUUAUUAGGCCAUACGUUGAUCCAAUGGUCACAACCCUGAUGCCUAAAGCCCAAGACUCGAAUCCAGAGGUUGCGUCAACAUGUUUGAGGGCCAUCGGUGAUAUCGCGACCGUUGGUGGAGAAGACAUGCGGCAAUACAUCCCGUCUUUGAUGCGGAUAAUAUUGGAUAACCUGCAAGACCUUGGCUCUGACUCCAGGCGGUUUGCUGCGCUGAGAGCUCUUGGGCAACUGGCGACUAACGCCGGAUACGUGAUUGAGCCCUAUUACGACUACCCCGAGCUACUCAACAUAUUGGUCAACAUUGUGCGGACGGAGCCAGAGGGAGAAUUGAGGCGUGAAACUGUCAAGUUGAUGGGCACACUCGGUGCACUCGAUCCCGACGAGCAUCAGAAAAUCAUGGAGCAGUCCCCGGAGAACGCUCUUGUGGCAGAAUCCCAAGCCAUCACCGAUGUUUCGCUCAUCAUGACCGGAACGACACCCUCUAACGAGGAAUAUUAUCCUACUAUCGUGAUCAGUACGUUGAUCGGACUAUUGAAAGACACUUCAUUGUCUCAGUAUCACUCCGCAGUGGUCGAUGCGGUCAUGAACAUCUACGCUACGAUGGGCCUCAAAUGUGUGCCGUUCCUCAGCCAGGUUGUGCCCGGAUUUCUGAUGGUGAUUCGAGGAGCACCACCAGGCCGUGUAGAGGGUUACUUCAAUCAACUGAGUCAGUUAGUUCGAAUUGUCCGACAGCAUAUCCGACCAUACCUUCCCGCCAUCCUGAAGACCGUCCAAGACUUUUGGACUGCCUCGCCUAUGCUUCAGGCCACCAUCCUUUCCCUCAUUGAGGCUAUAGCCCGUUCUCUCGAGGGCGAGUUCAAGAUAUAUCUUGCAGACGUUCUUCCUCUCAUGCUGGGCGUUCUGGACCAGGACAACUCGAACAAGCGUCUGCCGUCGGAAAAGGUUCUGCACGCUUUUUUGAUAUUCGGGUACAGCGCGGAAGAAUACAUGCACCUUAUCAUACCAGUCAUCAUCAAGAUGUUCGACAAACCCGGCCAGCCACAAGAACUGCGACGACAGGCCAUCGAAACUUUGGGUCGGUUGUCUAGACAAGUGAACAUCUCCGAGUUCGGAUCCAUCAUUAUUCUACCCAUCUCCAGAGUUCUGGCAGGGAACGAUACGUCACUCAAACAGACGGCGCUAGAGACUCUGUGUGCACUUAUCUUCCAGCUGGGUCCGGAUUACGCUCAUUUUGUGCCAACAAUCAACAAGAUUCUAGUCACUCACAAGAUUCCUCACUCCAAUUACGCUCUUAUCGUUUCCAAGCUCCAGAAAGGAGAGCCCUUGCCGCAAGAUCUCAGUCCAGCUGAGCGUUACGGAGAUGACGAUGAAGACCUGAUGGCCGCCGAAAUUCAGACAAAGAAAUUGGCCGUCAACCAACAACAUCUCAAGACUGCCUGGGAGGCUUCUGCGAAGAGUACCCGAGAAGAUUGGGUAGAAUGGAUGAGGCGAUUUAGUGUUGAGUUGCUUCGCGAAUCGCCUCAGCAGGCACUUCGAGCGUGCACGCCUCUAGCGAGUAUUUACAACCCUAUUGCCAAGAGUUUGUUCAACUCUGCAUUCGUGUCCUGUUGGACCGAACUCUACGACCAAUAUCAAGAGGAACUAGUGCGAUCUAUUGAGACUGCACUGACUUCAGACGCCAUCCCACCAGAGAUCCUCCAGAUUCUCCUCAACCUCGCAGAAUUCAUGGAGCACGAUGACAAAGCUCUGCCUAUCGAUGUCCGAAUCCUUGGUAUGUAUGCUGCUAAGUGCCACGCUUUCGCAAAAGCUUUGCACUACAAGGAACUUGAAUUCAACGCCGAACAAAACUCCAGUGCGGUAGAGGCAUUGAUAAGCAUAAAUAAUCAGUUGCAGCAAACUGAUGCUGCAUUCGGAAUCCUUCGGAAGGCGCAGAACUAUAACGAUGUCGAGCUUAAGGAGACCUGGUUCGAGAAGCUUCAGAAGUGGGACGAAGCCUUGCAUUCGUAUGAACGCCGAGAGGCGGUUGACGGAGAGUCGUUUGAGAUCACCAUGGGCAAAAUGCGAUGCUUACAUGCACUCGGAGAAUGGGAUCUACUAUCCGAGCUUUCCAACAAGAAAUGGGAGGCGGCCACGCCGGACGUCAAGAAGACCAUCGCUCCGUUGGCGGCGACUGCAGCAUGGGGCCAGGGCAAGUUCUCUGACAUGGACAAAUAUCUUGGCGUAAUGAAGGAACACUCACCAGACCGAGCCUUUUUUGCUUCAAUUCUCAAUAUUCACAAUAACCGGUUCGACGCUGCCCAAGAAGAGAUCUCGAAAGCCAGAAAGGGAUUGGACACCGAGCUCAGCUCUCUCUUGGGAGAAUCUUAUAUGAGGGCGUAUCUACCAAUGAUUCGGGUUCAAAUGCUUGCUGAGCUCGAGGAAAUCAUCACAUACAAGCAGAAUGAUACGAAUCUGGAGAAGCGGGCCAGCAUGCGCAACACCUGGAUGAAACGUCUAAAGGGUCUCCAGCCAAAUCCAGAGGUUUGGCAACGCAUGAUGAAAGUUCGACAGCUUGUCAUUCAGCCAAAGGAGAGCACGGAGAUGUGGAUCAAGUAUACCAAUCUCUGUCGCAAGAACGAACGUCAGGGUCUUGCAGAGAAAGCGCUCCAGAAGCUCCUCGACUGCGAAGGCUACGACGUUUUCACAUAUGCGCAUGAACAUGCGAACGAGAUCCCGUAUCAUGUAUCAUACGCAGUCUUCAAGUUCAUGUGGUCGACUCCAGACCAUCAGCAAGAAGCCCUCGACGUUCUGAAGGAGUUCACUUCAAGAGUUGGGGACGAGCUACAAGUGCGUGCUCAGCGGGUGGCGGUCAACCCGAUGGUGUCGCCCAAUGGGAUCAAUGGAAUGCCCAAUGGCCAUCUUGCUAAUGGGCUAAAUCCCUUUGCGGCCACUAAUGGCAUUAACGGAGCUCAUGGUAUGAACGGAUCAAGUAUGCUAGCCGGAUCCGGUGGCUCGAUAUUUCCCGCGGAAUUGGCUGAAUGCCACAAACUUCUCGCCAAGUGCUACUUGAAGCAGGGAGAAUGGCAGACGCACAUGCAUGGCGGCGAAUGGGAUCAUGAACACGUCCACGAUAUUCUGUCGGCUUAUUCUGCCGCAACCCGGUACAACCACGAUUGGUAUAAGGCAUGGCACGCUUGGGCGCUUGGCAACUUUGAGGUCGUCAACUCAAUCUCUUCGCAAUCAAGUCGCGAGAAUACGGCAGUUCCACCCAACUUGAUCCACGAUCAUGUUGUUCCCGCAAUCCAAGGGUUCUUCAGGUCGAUUGCUCUGUCUACCACCAGCUCACUCCAAGACACCUUGCGUCUACUCACUCUUUGGUUCGACUAUGGCAGCAACGAGCAAGUCAGCCAUGCUAUCUCUGAGGGCAUCAAGACCGUAUCUAUCGACACCUGGUUGGAAGUUAUUCCCCAGCUUUUGGCCCGCAUCAACCAGCCACACGCUACCAUCAGAAACUCGAUUCAUUCGUUACUGAUCGAAGUUGGCAAAGCCCACCCUCAAGCACUGGUGUUCCCUCUCACCGUGUCUAUGAAAUCAGAUGUGUCAGGUCGUUCAAGGUCUGCUGCACAACUUAUGAACGCCAUGCGCCAGCACUCGCCGAUAUUGGUUGAGCAAGCCGAUUUGGUCAGUCAUGAGCUCAUUCGAAUUGCGGUCCUGUGGCACGAACAAUGGCACGAAGGCCUCGAGGAAGCGUCUAGGCUUUACUUCGGUGAUCACAACAUCGAGGGCAUGUUUAAUACCCUUCAACCAUUACAUGCGAUGCUCGACAAGGGGGCUGAGACCUUGCGAGAGAUUUCGUUCAUUCAGUCAUUCGGCCGAGAGCUUCAAGAGGCUAGGGAUUGGUGCAACACUUUCCGGACAUCUGGUGAGGUUGGCGAUCUCAAUCAAGCUUGGGAUCUGUAUUACCAAGUGUUCCGAAAGAUCGCCCGUCAACUCCCAUCGCUAAUGACUUUGGAGCUCCAAUAUGUCUCACCAGCGCUCAAAGACGCCCGAGACUUGGAUCUGGCAGUUCCUGGAACCUAUCAAGUCGGCAAGCCAGUCAUCCGAAUCAUUUCCUUCGAUCCAGUUUCGACGGUCAUCCAGUCCAAGCAGCGGCCUAGGAAACUGGAGAUGAAGGGUAGUGAUGGCAAGACACAUAUGCACAUUCUCAAGGGUCAUGAAGAUAUCCGGCAAGAUGAGCGAGUCAUGCAACUGUUCGGAUUGGUCAAUACUCUCCUCACUCAUGAUGCCGAAAGUCGGAAGAGACAUCUCAACAUCCAGCGAUACUCAGCCAUUCCGUUGUCCACGCAGUCAGGUCUUCUGGGAUUCGUUCCCAACAGCGACACUUUACACGUUCUCAUUCGAGAGUACCGUGAGAGCCGGAAGAUCCUUCUCAACAUUGAGCACCGGAUCAUGCUUCAGAUGGCGCCUGACUACGACUGCCUCACGCUUAUGCAGAAAGUUGAAGUCUUCGGAUACGCACUGGACAACACCACUGGCCAGGACCUUUACCGCGUGCUUUGGUUGAAGAGCAAGAGCUCGGAAUCUUGGCUCGACCGACGAACGAACUACACCCGGUCUCUAGCAGUUAUGUCGAUGGUCGGCUACAUUCUGGGCCUUGGUGACAGGCAUCCCUCCAAUCUUAUGCUCGACAAGAUUACUGGAAAGAUCAUCCAUAUCGAUUUUGGUGACUGCUUCGAAGUUGCCAUGCACCGCGAGAAAUAUCCCGAACGCGUUCCAUUUCGGUUGACUCGCAUGCUGACCUACGCCAUGGAGGUUAGCAAUAUCGAAGGAAGCUACAGGACGACUUGCGAGCAUGUAAUGCGUGUAUUGCGGAGCAACAAAGAGUCGGUUAUGGCCGUCUUAGAAGCGUUCAUCCAUGACCCCCUUCUCACCUGGCGCCUCGGCAACCGAGAAUCGCCUCCCGAGCCCUCGUUCCCAUCAGCCCGCCGCCAGUCGAUCAUUGGCGAAGCAGAGCGUGAUAUGAACCCGCGCGAACGCGACUUGAACUCGCGCGACAUCAACUCAUCCCUCGCACGACCACGACAUCGGUCUAGCGUCGCACCUGCUAACGAUGCGGAGGCCAAGGAAGUGCAGAACGCGCGUGCCCUCCAGGUGCUCAGCAGAGUCAAAGAGAAGUUGACCGGCAAGGACUUCAAGCCCAGUGAGGAACUGAACGUCAAUAUGCAAGUCGAUCGACUGAUCCGGGAGGCGACGAACCUUGAGAAUCUCUGCCAGCAUUACAUUGGAUGGUGCAGCUUCUGGUGAGGAAGAGUCGUCUGAGAUGAAGUCUUGACCAUUUGGAGUGGGUGCUAGACUUGAGCAUGAGCGCGAGCGUGUGAUUUUGGUCUUUUUGCUUUUACAACUAUCAACUUUUCUGCGAGUUCGGAUGGCAUCUGCCUUGGCGACGCUGGCUAGCGUAUAUUCAUGGACCUUAUUUAGGACUCUUUGGCGUAAUGGUAAUGGAUGGGAUGGGAACCUAUGGGUGGACACACGGAGUCAAGAAACACGGUUUAGCUGCUGCAUAGCGACAUGGCGACGGCGCUGGGCUGGACGCUUUUUUUCCGACUGACUUUUGGGUUCGUCUGGUUUACUAGUUUUUCGGCUUUAUAGAUGAAGCUAUAAUGGAUCCUAUAUAUCGAUGACUAAGGAC
This is a messenger RNA of Mytilinidion resinicola, 7731 nucleotides long. RefSeq lists its product as uncharacterized. The record is from RefSeq and is a predicted model, not a curated record. Gene Ontology annotation, biological process: negative regulation of macroautophagy; TOR signaling; protein phosphorylation. Gene Ontology annotation, cellular component: TORC2 complex; nucleus; TORC1 complex. Gene Ontology annotation, molecular function: protein-containing complex binding; protein binding; protein serine/threonine kinase activity. The transcript is spliced from 5 exons. Bases 105 to 7346 code for a protein of 2413 amino acids. NCBI's taxonomy places the organism in Eukaryota, Fungi, Ascomycota, Dothideomycetes, Mytilinidiales, Mytilinidiaceae.